This is a messenger RNA of Lactuca sativa (garden lettuce), 614 nucleotides long. Its product is annotated as histone H2A. The record is from RefSeq and is a predicted model, not a curated record. NCBI's taxonomy places the organism in Eukaryota, Viridiplantae, Streptophyta, Magnoliopsida, Asterales, Asteraceae. Gene Ontology annotation, cellular component: nucleosome. Gene Ontology annotation, molecular function: structural constituent of chromatin; protein heterodimerization activity; DNA binding.
UCUUCAUCGAAUCCGCUCAUUUCACACUGUUUAUUCAUCGCUAAAAGAAAAAUGGAAGGCGCAGCAAAGUCAAAGAAGGGUGCCGGAGGAAGAAAGGCCGGUGGCCCAAGGAAGAAGGCGGUUACCCGCUCCGUCAAGGCCGGACUUCAGUUUCCCGUCGGUAGAAUUGGGCGUUUUCUGAAGAAAGGACGUUAUGCGCAGCGUGUUGGAAGCGGUGCUCCGGUUUACCUCGCCGCUGUUCUUGAAUACCUUGCUGCUGAAGUGCUAGAGUUAGCUGGAAAUGCUUCUAGGGACAACAAGAAGACCAGAAUUAUUCCAAGGCAUCUUCUGUUGGCCAUUAGAAAUGAUGAAGAGCUUGGGAAAUUAUUGGGUGGAGUUACGAUCGCUCAUGGUGGUGUUCUUCCAAAUAUCAACCCAAUUCUAUUGCCAAAGAAGACCGCUGCUAAGGAGCCUUCAACUCCAUCUAAAGCUGCUAAAUCUCCAAAAAAAGCCAAGAAGGCUGAGUAAAUUAUGACGCUAGAAUUUGUAGUUCUUUUUUGGUUUAAGAUCAUGUUACAAGUUUGUAUGAUGAUGUUGAUCAAUAUUUAAUGAAUGAAACGACUUGUUUCUUAUAA